Rhinopithecus roxellana (golden snub-nosed monkey) is the source of this 7691-nucleotide messenger RNA. RefSeq names its product agrin (gene AGRN). Gene Ontology annotation, biological process: receptor clustering; G protein-coupled acetylcholine receptor signaling pathway. The record is from RefSeq and is a predicted model, not a curated record. The transcript is spliced from 36 exons. Gene Ontology annotation, molecular function: laminin binding; calcium ion binding. The coding region runs from base 723 to 6557 and encodes 1944 amino acids. NCBI's taxonomy places the organism in Eukaryota, Metazoa, Chordata, Mammalia, Primates, Cercopithecidae.
UGUUCCCUUUUGUGCGGCGCUCUCCCGUCCGCGUCCGCCCGAUCCUCUGGAACUCCCCGCGGACGCCGGGGUCCCCGGAGGCAGCUUCCUUUGUCUCUGCUCCCGCCCUCCCUCCGCGGCGCCCUCGCCCCUCACUCACCUCCCCAGCCCCGCGAGGACGAGGGGAGCUGGCGGUGCUCGCCCAGUGGUGGGAGCCCGGGAGCCCAGGAGCCGGCGCGGCCUCCGCAGGCGGCGCUUUCUUCUCGUUCCCGACGCGGCCGCCCCUCCUGCCUGCCCGCUCCCAUCGCCGCUCCCGCCUUUGCCGAGGACAGGAGCUGCCCAGGCUCUCGGCGCCCGGACCCCGCGCACCUGCCGCGCACACCGCCUCUCCGGCCUGCGGGGCUCCGGGGCUCCGGGAAGACCAAGCGCUGGAGGCCGGCCAGGGGAGGCUGUGGGCAGCAAGGGUGGCCGCGGGCUCCCCGCCCCUCCUCUGCCUGCCUCGGAGCCCACAUUUGGGAUUUCUACUCCGGGAAAAUUCUGCACUCCUCCCACGAUGAGCCUGGAGGGCUGGAGCCGGGACCUGGCACCCCCAGGGCUGUGACUGGGUGAACUCUGAGGGCACAGCUGCUGUCCGCCGCCCCAGGGGUCCCAGGAUGGGGCGAGCAGCCCUGAAGAGGCCCAAGGGCACCCCGUGAGGAGCCCCCACACUCUGAGAGCGGGGCACAGAGCCGGAGCCCCGGGCCAUGCCUCCGCUGCCGCUGGCGCGGGACACCCGGCAGCCGCCUGGCGCCUCCCUGCUGGUGCGAGGCUUCAUGGUCCCGUGCAACGCCUGCCUGAUCCUGCUGGCCACCGCCACGCUCGGCUUCGCGGUGCUGCUGUUCCUCAACAACUAUAAACCUGGGAUCCACUUUACUCCGGUGCCUCCGACGCCUCCUGAUGCGUGCCGAGGAAUGCUGUGCGGCUUCGGCGCCGUGUGCGAGCCCAACGCGGAAGGGCCGGGCCGGGCAUCCUGCGUCUGCAAGAAGGGCCCGUGCCCCAGCGUGGUGGCGCCGGUGUGUGGCUCGGACGCCUCCACCUACAGCAACGAAUGCGAGCUGCAGCGGGCGCAGUGCAGCCAGCAACGCCGCAUCCGCCUGCUCAGCCGCGGGCCGUGCGGCUCGCGGGACCCCUGCUCCAACGUGACUUGCAGCUUCGGCAGCACCUGUGCGCGCUCGGCCGACGGACUGACGGCCUCGUGCCUGUGCCCUGCGACCUGCCGUGGCGCCCCCGAGGGGACCGUGUGCGGCAGCGACGGCGCCGACUAUCCCGGCGAGUGCCAGCUCCUGCGCCGCGCCUGCGCCCGCCAGGAGAAUGUCUUCAAGAAGUUCGACGGCCCCUGUGACCCCUGCCAGGGCGCCCUCCCUGACCCGAGCCGCAGCUGCCGCGUGAACCCGCGCACGCGGCGCCCUGAGAUGCUUCUACGGCCCGAGAGCUGUCCUGCCCGGCGGGCGCCAGUGUGUGGGGACGACGGAGUCACCUACGAAAACGACUGCGUCAUGGGCAGAUCGGGGGCCGCCCGGGGUCUCCUCCUGCAGAAAGUGCGCUCUGGCCAGUGCCAGAGUCGAGACCAGUGCCCGGAGCCCUGCCGCUUCAAUGCCGUCUGCCUGUCCCGCCGUGGCCGUCCCCGCUGCUCCUGCGACCGUGUCACCUGUGAUGGGGCCUACAGGCCCGUGUGUGCCCAGGACGGGCGCACGUAUGACAGUGAUUGCUGGCGCCAGCAGGCUGAGUGCCAGCAGCAGCGUGCCAUUCCCAGCAAGCACCAGGGCCCGUGUGGCCAGGCCCCGUCCCCGUGCCUCGGGGUGCAGUGUGCGUUCGGGGCAACGUGUGCUGUGAAGAACGGGCAGGCAGUGUGUGAAUGCCGGCAGGUGUGCUCCAGCCUCUACGAUCCUGUGUGCGGCAGCGACGGCAUCACGUACGGCAGCACGUGCGAGCUGGAGGCCACAGCCUGCAUCCUCGGGCGGGAGAUCCGGGUGGCACGCAAAGGACCCUGUGACCCCUGCGGGCAGUGCCGCUUUGGAGCCCUGUGUGAGGCCGAGACCGGGCGCUGCGUGUGCCCCUCUGAAUGCGUGGCUUUGGCCCAGCCCGUGUGUGGCUCCGAUGGGCACACGUACCCCAGCGAGUGCAUGCUGCAUGUGCACGCCUGCACACACCAGAUCAGCCUGCACGUGGCCUCGACUGGACCCUGCGAGACCUGUGGAGAUGCCAUGUGUGCUUUUGGGGCUGUGUGCUCGGCGGGGCAGUGUGUGUGUCCCCGGUGUGAGCACCCCCCGCCCGGCCCCGUGUGUGGCAGUGACGGUGUCACCUAUGGCAGUGCCUGCGAGCUACGGGAAGCCGCCUGCCGGCAGCAGACACAGAUCGAGGAGGCCCGGGCAGGGCCAUGUGAGCAGGCUGAGUGCGGCUCCGGAGGCUCUGGCUCGGGGGAGGACGGUGACUGUGAGCAGGAACUGUGCCGGCAGCGUGGUGGCGUUUGGGACGAGGACUCAGAGGAUGGGCCGUGUGUCUGUGACUUCAGCUGCCAGAGUGUCCUGGGCAGCCCGGUGUGCGGCUCAGAUGGGGUCACCUACAGCACCGAGUGUGAGCUGAAGAAGGCCAGGUGCGAGUCACGGCAAGAGCUCUCUGUAGUGGCCCAGGGAGCCUGCCGAGGCCCCACCUUCGCUCCACUGCUGCCCGUGACCCCCUCACACUGUGCCCAGAUGCCCUAUGGCUGCUGCCAGGACAAUAUCACUGCAGCCCGGGGCGUGGGCCUGGCUGGCUGUCCUAGUACCUGCCAGUGCAACCCCCAUGGCUCCUACGGUGGCACCUGUGACCCAGUCACAGGCCAGUGCUCCUGCCGCCCGGGUGUGGGGGGCCUCAGGUGUGAUCGCUGUGAGCCUGGCUUCUGGAACUUUCGAGGCAUCGUCACCGAUGGCCAGAGUGGCUGUACACCGUGCAGCUGUGAUCCCCAGGGCGCCGUGCGGGAUGACUGUGAGCAGAUGACUGGGCUGUGCUCGUGUAAGCCCGGGGUGGCUGGACCCAAGUGUGGGCAGUGUCCAGACGGCCGUGCCCUGGGCCCCACGGGCUGUGAAGCUGAUGCUUCUGCGCCUGCAACCUGUGCGGAGAUGCGCUGUGAAUUCGGUGCGUUGUGCAUGGAGGAGUCUGGCUCAGCCCACUGUGUCUGCCCAAUGCUCACCUGUCCAGAGGCCAAUAUUACCAAGGUCUGUGGGUCAGAUGGAGUCACAUACGGCAAUGAGUGUCAGCUGAAGACCAUCGCCUGCCGCCAGGGCCUGCAAAUCUCCAUCCAGAGCCUGGGCCCGUGCCAGGAGGCUGUUGCUCCCAGCACUCACCCGACAUCUGCCUCCGUGACUGUGACCAGCCCAGGGCUCCUUCCCAGCCAGGCACUGCCGACUCCCCCUGGCGCCCCCCUGCCGGCUCCCAGCAGUACCGCACACAGCCAGACCACCCCUCUGCCUUCAUCACAACCUCGGACCACCGCCAGCAUCCCCAGGACCACUGUGUGGCCCGUGCUGACCGUACCCCCCACGGCACCCUCCCCUGCACCCAGCCUGGUGGCGUCUGCCUUUGGUGAAUCUGGCAGCGCUGAUGGAAGUGGUGAUGAGGAACUGAGCGGGGACCAGGAGGCCAGUGGGGGUGGUUCUGGGGGGCUCGAGCCCUUCGAGGGCAGCAGCAUGGCAACCCCUGGGCCACCCAUCGAGAGGGCUUCCUGCUACAACUCCCCUUUGGGCUGCUGCUCUGAUGGGAAGACGCCCUCGCUGGACGCAGAGGGCUCCAACUGCCCUGCCACCAAGGUGUUCCAGGGCGUCCUGGAGCUGGAGGGCGUCGAGGGCCAGGAGCUGUUCUACACGCCUGAGAUGGCUGACCCCAAGUCAGAGCUGUUCGGGGAGACAGCCAGGAGUAUUGAGAGCACCCUGGACGACCUCUUCCGGAAUUCAGACGUCAAGAAGGAUUUUCGGAGUGUCCGCUUGCGGGACCUGGGGCCCGGCAAAUCCGUCCGCGCCAUUGUGGAUGUGCACUUUGACCCCACCACAGCCUUCAGGGCACCCGACGUGGCCCGGGCCCUGCUCCGGCAGAUCCAGGUGUCCAGGCGCCGGUACUUGGGGGUGAGGCGGCCACUGCAGGAGCAUGUGCGAUUUAUGGACUUUGACUGGUUUCCUGCGUUUUUCACGGGAGUCACGUCAGGAGCCAUUGCUGCUGUAGCCACGGCCAGAGCCACCACUGCGUCCCGCCUGCCGUCCUCUGCUGUGACCCCUCGGGCCCUGCACCCCAGUCACACAAGCCAGCCUGUUGCCAAGACCACAGCAGCCCCCACCACACGUCGGCCCCCCACCACUGCCCCCAGCCGUGUUCCUGGACGUCGGCCCCCAGCCCCCCAGCAACCUCCAAAGCCCUGUGACUCUCAGCCCUGCUUCCACGGGGGGACCUGCCAGGACCGGGUCUCUGGUGGGGGCUUUACCUGCAGCUGCCCGGCAGGCAGGGGAGGCGCCAUCUGUGAGAAGGUGCUUGGUGCCCCUGUGCCGGCCUUCGAGGGCCACUCCUUCCUGGCCUUCCCCACCCUCCGUGCCUACCACACUCUGCGCCUGGCGCUAGAAUUCCGGGCACUGGAGCCUCAGGGGCUGCUGCUGUACAAUGGCAACGCCCGGGGCAAGGACUUCCUGGCGUUGGCACUGCUGGAUGGCCGCGUGCAGCUCAGGUUUGACACAGGUUCGGGGCCCGCAGUGCUGACCAGUGCGGUGCCGGUAGAGCCGGGCCGGUGGCACCGCCUGGAGCUGUCGCGGCAUUGGCGCCGGGGCACCCUCUCGGUGGAUGGUGAGACCCCCGUUCUGGGCGAAAGCCCCAGUGGCACCGACGGCCUCAACCUGGACACAGACCUCUUUGUGGGCGGUGUACCGGAGGACCAGGCUGCCGUGACGCUGGAGCGGACCUUCGUGGGCACGGGCCUGAGGGGCUGCAUCCGUUUGCUGGACGUCAACAACCAGCUCCUGGAGCUUGGCAUUGGGCCGGGGGCUGCCACCCGAGGCUCCGGCGUGGGCGAGUGCGGGAGCCACCCCUGCCUGCCCAACCCCUGCCGUGGCGGGGCCCCGUGCCAGGCCCUGGAGGCUGGGAGGUUCCACUGCCAGUGCCCGCCCGGCCGCGUCGGACCAACCUGCGCCGAUGAGAAGAGCCCCUGCCAGCCCAACCCCUGCCAUGGGGCGGCGCCCUGUCGUGUGCUGCCCGAGGGUGGUGCCCAGUGCGAGUGCCCCCUGGGGCGCGGGGGCACCCUCUGUCAGACAGCCUCGGGGCAGGACGGCUCUGGGCCCUUCGUGGCUGACUUCAACGGCUUCUCCCACCUGGAGUUGAGAGGCCUGCACACGUUUGCACGGGACCUGGGGGAGAAGAUGGCGCUGGAGGUCGUGUUCCUGGCACGAGGCCCCAGUGGCCUUCUGCUCUACAACGGGCAGAAGACGGACGGCAAGGGAGACUUCGUGUCACUGGCACUGCAGGACCGCCGCCUGGAGUUCCGCUACGACCUGGGCAAGGGGGCGGCGGUCAUCAGGAGCAAGGAGCCAGUCACCCUGGGAGCCUGGACCAGGGUCUCACUGGAGCGAAACGGCCGCAAGGGUGCCAUGCGUGUGGGCGACGGCCCCCGCGUGUUGGGGGAGUCCCCGAAGUCCCGCAAGGUUCCGCACACUGUCCUCAACCUGAAGGAGCCACUGUAUGUAGGGGGAGCUCCCGACUUCAGCAAGCUGGCCCGUGCUGCUGCCGUCUCCUCUGGCUUCAACGGUGCCAUCCAGCUGGUCUCCCUGGGAGGCCGCCAGCUGCUGACCCCAGAGCACGUACUGCGGCAGGUGGAUGUCACAUCCUUUGCAGAUCACCCCUGCACCCAGGCCUCAGGCCACCCCUGCCUCAAUGGGGGCUCCUGUGUCCCCAGGGAGGCUGCCUAUGUGUGCCUGUGUCCCGGGGGAUUCUCAGGGCCACACUGCGAGAACGGGCUGGUGGAGAAGUCGGCAGGGAACGUGGAUACCCUGGCCUUUGAUGGGCGGACCUUCGUCGAGUACCUCAACGCUGUGACCGAGAGCGAGAAGGCACUGCAGAGCAACCAUUUUGAACUGAGCUUGCGCACUGAGGCCACGCAGGGGCUGGUGCUCUGGAGCGGCAAGGCCACGGAGCGGGCGGACUACGUGGCACUGGCCAUUGUGGACGGCCACCUGCAGCUGAGCUACAACCUGGGCUCCCAGCCCGUGGUGCUGCGUUCCACUGUGCCCGUCAACACCAACCGCUGGUUGCGGGUCGUGGCACAUAGGGAGCAGAGGGAAGGUUCCCUGCAGGUAGGCAAUGAGGCCCCUGUGACCGGCUCCUCCCCGCUGGGCGCCACGCAGCUGGACACUGAUGGAGCCCUGUGGCUUGGGGGCCUGCCGGAGCUGCCCGUGGGCCCAGCACUGCCCAAGGCCUACGGCACGGGCUUCGUGGGCUGCCUGCGGGACGUGGUGGUGGGCCAGCGCCCGCUGCACCUACUGGAGGACGCCAUCACCAAACCAGAGCUGCGGCCCUGCCCCGCCUCAUGAGCUGGCACCAGAGCCCCACGCCCGCUGUAAUUAUUUUCUAUUUUUGUAAACUUGUCGCUUUUUGAUAUGAUUUUCUUGCCUGAGUGUUGGCCGGACGGACUGCUGGCCCGGCCUCCCUUCCGUCCAGGCAGCAGUGCUGCAGACAGACCUGGUGCCGAGGGACGGACAGGCGAGGUGGCAGCGUGGAGGGCUUGGCGUGGAUGGCAGCCUCAGGACACACACCUCUGCCUCAGGGCGCUGAGCCCCCCCCCCUUGCACUGCGCCUCCCCCACGGGGUCCCCGCCGGGAAGCAGCCGCGGCCCCUGAAUCACCCUCGCUCUGCCAGGUGGGGCUUGCAUCCCAGAGAGGAAGGGGCUGCUGAGGUCUGAUGGGGCCCUUCCUCCAGGCGCCCCCACAGGGCCUUUCCAAGCCCUCAUUUGAGCUGCUUCUUCCUGUGUGUGCUCUGGGCCAUGGCUGGCCUCCUAUGCCAAUACUGUGACUUCGAAACAAUGUUACUGCUGGGCAGCUCUGCGUCCCUCCCCGUGCUGCCUGAACCAGCCCCAGGCUGCUGAGAAGCAGAGGCCGGUCUAGGUGCCCUGACCCUCAGCUGGCUCUGCCCAGCCACCCUGGAUGCGGCCGUGUCCCUCUGCCACACCCCAGGCCCUGUGAGGGGCUAUCGAGGGGGGCUCACUGUGGGGUGCAGUUGACCUCUGCUGCCUGCCUGGGUAUCUGGGUCUGGCCACCAGCUGUGUUCUUUGUGUAUUGAUUUUAUUUGACCCCUGGAGUGGUGGGUCUCAUCUUUCCCGUCUCGCCUGAGAGCAGCUAAGGGCUGCCUCACUGAAAACCCUCCCCACAGCGUCAGUGACGGUCAUCCUUGUCUCAGAACGACCAGGGGCCAGCCAGUGUCUGACCAAGGUCAAGGGGCAGGUGCAGGGGUGGCAGGGAUGGCUCCGAAGCCAGAAAUGCCUUAAACUGCAACGUCCCGUCCCUUCCCCACCCCCAUCCCAUCCCCACCCCCAGCCCCAGCCCUCGCCCAGUCCUCCUAGGAGCAGGACUCGAUGAAGCGGGUGGCAGGGAGGCUGGGCGCCCUGUUACUAACUCUAGUACAUUUCUGUGUCGAUCGCUGUGAAAUAAAGUCUGAAAACUUUAAAAGCA